Dicrocoelium dendriticum is the source of this 819-nucleotide messenger RNA. NCBI's taxonomy places the organism in Eukaryota, Metazoa, Platyhelminthes, Trematoda, Plagiorchiida, Dicrocoeliidae. The record is from the annotation of a GenBank genome assembly.
CCCAACACUGUGCCACUACACCAUAUGCUGUGCACCGGAUAUUGAAGGAAAGAAAAUUCCGAAGGUAUGGUGCAUUGCAGGUACAAGUGUUAAAGCCAGACGAUUCGGUGAAUCGUCUUACAUUCGCUCGCUUGUACCUGAAUACCUUGGACGUGCAUUCCAUCAUAUUUACCGAUGAGGCCAUUUUCCGUCUGCAUGGUACACAAAAGCGGCAUGUUUGGGCCACCAAUAACCCACGGCAAUGCAUCGCUUCCCGUGUGCAACAUGGCACACAGCUCAUGGCCUGGGCUGGACUAACAAGUCGAACAAUCAUCGGACCUUUCUUCUUUUCUCAAAAUGUGACGGCCUCUUCAUACAAAGAAAUGUUGCAGACGUGGGUGAUUCCGCGGUUGCAUGUGGAAGGACUGUUGAGUACGGUUUGGUGGCAGCAGGAUGGUGCACCGGCCCAUUCAGCACAAACCGUGCGUCAGUUCCUGGACGACACAUUCGGUCAUCGAUGGAUUGGUCGGGGAGGACCAAUGGAGUGGCCGGCACGUUCACCGGAUAUGAAUCCCCUUGAUUUCUUCCUUUGGGGAUACCUGAAACGAAGAGUUUAUAAAGUGAAACCCACGUGUGUGGAAGAACUGAAGCGGAGCAUCGUGGAAGAAUGUCGCGCGAUAUCGGUUGACGCAUUGCAGAGGGUUAUAGCCAACAGCAUCCGGCGAAUGCUGCUGUGCCAGCAAAACGGCGGUGGGCAUUUCGAGCAUCUACUGCGUUGAUUGUUAUACUUGUUUUACGUACUGCAUUUCAAUACAUCUUUCGCAUAACCAUUGACUUCAG